AUGACGAGAGUUCGGCCGGCAACGACAGAGAUUCCAGAUGCGACGACCUCGAAAUUCCAUACGAAAGGAAUUGAGGCACUGGUCACAAUGGCUGCAAAACUGUUUGGAGCAGUCUCUCGUAAAUUGGAACGUCGUCAAUCCACGAGUUCCAGCGAUGAAAGCAUUGAAUCUGGAAUAGCUCCGAAUGUUCAUUUACCCGCUUAUACACAGAGUUCAACGAGAAAAUUGGCGUUUGGUACAGCAGCCACAGAAGAGCACAAACCGUUGGACGACUUUUACAACAAUUCAACACUCACAAACAUUUCCAAAUUGUUCUGUGCAAUAGUUCUUCUGACUGCUUUCUUUCUGGUCAUGUCCAGAAGUCUUCAAUUUGCAUACGAAGCUCAACAGGCAGCAGCGGCAGCAGCUCGUGCAGCAAAUCCUUCCUCCAUAUCGAAUUCGACAACUUUAAGUUCACUUUUUGAGAUUCCAGUUAACAUAUAA
This is a messenger RNA of Caenorhabditis briggsae, 483 nucleotides long. Lineage: Eukaryota; Metazoa; Nematoda; Chromadorea; Rhabditida; Rhabditidae. The coding region runs from base 1 to 483 and encodes 160 amino acids. The record is from RefSeq and is a predicted model, not a curated record. The transcript has 4 exons.